Molecule: messenger RNA, 501 nt
Organism: Miscanthus lutarioriparius
Lineage: Eukaryota; Viridiplantae; Streptophyta; Magnoliopsida; Poales; Poaceae
Source: the annotation of a GenBank genome assembly
AUGGCACAAGAGAGCUGGAAACAAGAGUCUGAGGAGACUGGAGUCCACGCCCCUGAGGCCCCAAUUCUGUGCAUAAACAAUUGUGGCUUCUUCGGCAGCAGCAUGACAAACAAUAUGUGCUCGAAGUGCUAUAGGGACUUCAUCAAGUUGAUGGAAAACCCUGCAGUGGAGAAGAAGUCGAUCAUAGGGCCAUCAUCCUCUGCGGUGCCUCCACUAGAGGCAGCAAAGCGAGACGAUGCGACCGCCGCUGCCGAAGCCACAACUGUAGACGACAAGCAAGCAGCGCAGGAGGAGCCCCCAAAGCCGCCGAGCAACCGAUGCCUGACCUGCCGCAAGAAGGUCGGGCUGACUGGGUUCCAGUGCCGCUGCGGCAGGACCUUCUGCUCCAUGCACCGCUACACGGACUCCCACCAGUGCACCUUCGACUAUAAGACGGCGGCCAGGGAGCAGAUCACCAAGCAGAACCCCGUCGUGAUGGCUGAGAAGAUCAACAAGAUCUGA